Molecule: messenger RNA, 12759 nt
Organism: Coregonus sp. 'balchen'
Lineage: Eukaryota; Metazoa; Chordata; Actinopteri; Salmoniformes; Salmonidae
Source: the annotation of a GenBank genome assembly
AUGGAGGACAAGCGCAACAAGAGGAGCCCCAAAGUGUCUCUCCCCCAGCCCCCUCCUCCCCCAGUCAACCCCCACAAGCUCUCAGUCCUCCCCUCCAGCAAGAGUGCCACAUUCUCCCUUGGCCUCCCCCAACCCCCCUCCCCAAAAAACAGAGGCAAGCUCAAGAGGUCCAUCGGAGCAGCAGGACAGUCCAAAGAUGUGGUCGUAGCAGCUCCACCAAAGACCACAAGGUUUGGAACAGUCACAAUGUCUAAUUUUACAGGUCAGUCAAAUUGGGAUUGUAUGAAUGUUGUAUUAGGGUACAGGUUUGACCAGCUUAAUGUUUGCUAAACCCCUGUUUUCUGUUGGUUCCUGUUGUCUGGCUUCUUUACACCAGGCCUAAUAAGGAGAAGGCCAGUGCUCCCCAGCCAGCAGGGCCCAGUCCUCUCCACUGCAGCACUCCUUCCUUACGGACAUCUCUGAUGUGAGAGAGAUGGAGGGAGGCCUCCUCAACCUGCUCAAUGACUUUAUGGUAAUCAAUUAUGUAUCAUUAAGGCAAAAUGUUGGGAAAUGUCAAAGGUAAAAUAUAGUAAACAUGAUUGACAUUCUAUAAUCCAGAUGCAUGUUUAAAUAAGGAAAUAUCCAAUACAGUGUGUAACCAUGCCUUAAUGCAUGUAUGUGUAUUAUUUUUAAGAGGGGGUCUGCCACCAAUAUAAUGAGAUAUGAGAGAGAGGCCUCAUAUGGAAACGCGCCCAUGGCCUUUUGGAGUAAACCACAUGUGACAUCUGGACAUUGAAAGAUAAGGGUAGAGUGGCACUAAAAUAAGUUAAUCAUUUGCCCUAAGGGGUGACUGUAUAUGCUAUGUAACAUUAUUAUGCAUUUGUGUAUAAAAGGGAGCUCUAAGCCAAAGAGAGACAGCCGUUCCAUGGAGUGGCUCGGCUUUGUUACGCAAAUAAUAAAGUCUAAUUUUUGGAUUCACAAGCUCCAGUCUCUUGAGAGAUAUUUUUGAGUUGACUACUUUUGAGUCAAAUAUUUCCACGACAUAAUUGGCGAGCUUGCCAGGAGUUGAAAACAGAGACCAGAGACGGUGUACAUCUGCAGUUGUGAAACGGCUUGGACGGACCAUACAAACAAAAGCGGCCGCUUUUAAAAGGUAAGCCAAGUUCUUACUUAUAUAGUAUAAAGUUUGUGUGGUUCGAUCCGGGGUCCGGCAUCAGCAGCAGAAUACCAAGUAGGUCUCUCCAAAUUUAAGAACCAGAAAAUUAGAGACUGGGAGCUUUUGGAUUUAAGAAUACAUGUCGAUGUCACUCUGUUGUUCGUCUGAACCGUCUGUUCAAUUCAUUUGAUUCAUUUGAUUCAUCCUGCUGAUCGCUUUGUCUGGGUCAUUUCGGCACGGGCGGCUGUCCAUCUGGUUGAGCGAUCAGACAAUAACAUGUUAGAACGUCCUACAAAUACCGCUCUAAACGUGUCGAGGAAGUGUAUCGUUAAUAGGCUGCUUAGGUAGGCAGAAAUCCUGUGCAAUACCGCUUAUUUUCUGUGUCGAGGAUGUGUAUCAGAAAAAAAGGGCUGAAUUUGCAGGUCGCUUAGGAAAGCGUAAGGUAUAAGUCCAGGUGUGUCGAGGAAGUGUAUCACCUAGGGGGCUAAAUAAAUAGAUAUCCUGUAUAAAAUCGUCUUUCUUGUGUCGGGGAAGUGAAUCAGAAAGGGUCGAUCAGGUAAAAAGAUAGGUCAUCCGGAGAAGGUGACGCCAUAAAUUGGAAGUUAACACCGGUCAUCCUGAGUAGGUGAACGGGUUAAACAGUCACUAAGGCUUCAAAAUAUAGAGAAUGUGUUAGAUAGAGUUGGUCUGAUCAUCUCAUGUGGAUGAGUGGUUUGCUUGGGCUACUGUGAGUCAUUCAACUGUCUGAUUCAUUUGGGCACAAGUGGCUGCUCAUCUGUGUGAGUGAGAAUAAUAAGAAAUCCUGCAAGUAAAUAGCCUUUCUGUAAGGAAAGGAACUAUAUUUGAGGUCGUUUGAAGCUUCUGCCUGGUGGAGAAAGGGCAUGCCCAAUCUCGCAUUAGGAAAAAGAAGAAUAUGGAUGUGGAUAUACAUUUACCAACUGAGUGGAAAAUUCACAUUACUAGGAGGGGUAUGAGGAAUCUGGUUGGAGGAACAGGUCACGUGUACCGGUGUGAUCAUAUGACGUCUAUGCAUUGUAUUUUGAUCAAUCUUUUAGGGUGUGUUUCUGAGAUUAUAUUUGGAAACUUUAGAGGUGAUGUAGUAUUGUGACAAAUUGACUACAGUUAAAUAAUAACUGCAAUAGGGUUAACAUUCCAAAUUUGGGCCCUUUGAUAGAAUAAAAUAUUCCUGUAGGUUAUACAAAAGUAAUUAAGUGCGUUUGAGAACAACAGAGUCGCACUCUGAAGUUUGAAUGAUGAGAUAUAGAGGUGUGUAUGAUCAUUAUAUAUAAAUUGGAAUAAUAAGCUUUUCUUGUAUAUGAUAUCUUGGAGUUUCGUACAACAAUGCCUGUCAUAGAAUUUUGUAAGAUCAGUGAAUAGUGACCAGCCUAUAUGAUUCUGGGAGGAUUCUAUGACUGAGGGGAAGGAUUUGGGUAAUUAGUUGUUGUUCCGCUGAGACUAGAUUAUGAUUAACGGAUUUGUGGUAAUAAAGAAUCAUUAGAAACAUGAAUGGUUUGGUAGAUGUGAAUAUAUUAGAAUAGAAUGCAUUUUAUGGGAGUGUAAUUUAUUAUGAGGGAUAAAAUAAUAGGUGUUGAUUUGCACACCCAAACACGUAGACGUAUGUGGGGGAUGGGAGACAGUACAUAGAGCAUGUGGUAGAAUUAAGCAUUAUAAUAAGCUAUCUAUUAUUUCAGAAGCAGAGGUGAUAUAGUCAAGGAAUUUUAGUAUAUUAGGGGGAAAAUAUAAUUCAUUUGGUUAGGUCAUUAGAUCUGUUUCCAAAUCAAUGAAUGUGGGUUUGACUCGUUGACUGCUAAGUUGUUUACGUUGAGCGUGUGAGAUCUGUGUCCUUCAAAGCUAUUUUCUGAUAAAGUGUGGUAUGUGCCAGAUACUAAAACUUCUGACCAUUAUCAUUGGAAUAAAGGAGGAUUAACUUGUAAUUUCAAUAAAGCAUAGAUUCUGCAUCGCUGAUUAGAGUCUAGGUUUUCUAAGUAUAGUUCAACUAUGGUUGUGGGUUGUUUAGAUUGACGGAACAGUCAGGAUAAGACUGGAUGAUUUAGCAGCCUGCGUCUUUUCAGACUGAAGGACUCACUUAUUCAACGGGAAAGAAGGAGGAGUGUCUAUAGUCUAAUCAGAAAGGACAGUUACAUACAUUUGAAUAGCGGACUGGCAAUUGCGAUAGAGUUAUGGCCAUAAUUUGAAUUGUUUAGGUAGACUGGAAUGAAAGUAAGGUCUUUUAAUAAUAUGAAUAUAAAUAUGCUAUUAGUUAUUGUUGGGUUGUGAAUAGACUUUACUAAUGCCAUGAUCUAGUUCUCGGGUAAAAGAGAGUCGUACUUGCUUGACUGUAUCGAGCUGAAAGAGAUAUUUGAAGCAAGUUUGAAUAGUUGGAUGGAAAACAUUUAUUUGACAAAUUCUAAUUGUUAUUACUUUAUUCUAUUAGUGACACCAGUGAUGUAUGCGAAUAGUUGGUGAAUUCUAGAACGAUAAUUUAUUUUCGUUACGUGAACCAGGGGAUGCAAGGAGCUUUGGCUAUUAUGCUGAGGGAAUAGCACCAAUUUAUAGUGGGUUCUAGAUUUGUUGAAUAAACAAACUUAUAUUUUAAACUAAAGUAAUGCAAUAGGCUACAAUUAUAACAUUAUCAGAAAAAGGCACUAUACGCUCAUCUGUGGUCCUCUGUAGCUCAGUCGGUAGAGCAUGAGACUCUUAAUCUCAGGGUAGUGGGUUCGAUCCCCGGGAUCACCCAUACACAAAAAUGUAUGCACGCAUGACUGUAAGUCGCUUUGGAUAAAAUCGUCUGCUAAAUGGCAUAUUAUUAUUAUCUGGAAAAAGCAAAUUUAAGACACAGAAGGACAAUAAAAAACCCAGAAAAAUAAUGGAUAUUGAGGGGCCCAGAGAAUCCUAAAGGGGAGGGUCAGCUAGUGGCAGUAACUAUGCAGGCUGAUGAAGAACCUAUGCUAAAGGUUCAGAUGAAGAAUAGAGGCACCCCAAUGAUGAUAGAUACUGAAGCAACUUACUCAUGUGUAAAUCCAAAUGAUGCCUCUCACUAACCCCAUGUCAGGCAAAGAUGCACAGACAAUAGAAUUUUCAUGACAAACGCAGUUAAUACAUAUGACAGUUCCAGUAGAAUAAGAAGUAGGAAAAAUAUACGUGUACAUAUAUUAGUGUCAGAACAAAUUCCAGUUAAUUUAGUAGAAAGAGAUACACUGUGUAGAAUGGGGGUCCAGAUUAAAUGCAGAUCAGAGGGACUAAUAAUAGUUAAGGAAGGGGUAUGUCCACAGAAGGUAAUGGGGAAACCAUCAUCACAUUAGUAAACUAUUUUGGUAGAAGGGGGGCCACAGGCAUGUGGGAAAGUACAACCAACGAGGCAAGGGAUAGCAUAUUUGAGUUUUCGAUGUCACGAAGCAUGUUGGGGGUGAUUGAGUGGGAAACAGUGCGGCUAAGGAAAAGCCUAGGGGUUUAAGUCUUAUGGGAUUUUAUUUCGUUUUAUGUGCGCUGAAUUGUGGAAUUCACCGGAGAAGGGAGCAGUCACAAGUGAUGUUCUUGAGGGUUGUCGGAAAGGAGGGAUCAGGAGAUGUGGCAAGAGAGUGAGAAUUUCGAAUUUAGAUUGUGUGGACUGAUUAAGAGGUAUCGAAAUGGAAACUAACUAAAUGUGUACUUUUUCUUCCAGGAAAAAGGGGGGAGUGAUUCUCUUUUCUUUGAAAUAUUUUCUGAGACUAUACAGUGGGGAAAAAAGUAUUUAGUCAGCCACCAAUUGUGCAAGUUCUCCCACUAAAAAGAUGAGAGAGGCCUGUAAUUUUCAUCAUAGGUACACGUCAAAUAUGACGGACAAAUUGAGAAAAAAAAAUCCAGAAAUUCACAUUGUAGGAUUUUUAAUGAAUUUAUUUGCAAAUUAUGGUGGAAAAUAAGUAUUUGGUCACCUACAAACAAGCAAGAUUUCUGACUCUCACAGACCUGUAACUUCUUCUUUAAGGGGCUCCUCUGUCCUCGACUCGUUACCUUUAUUAAUGGCACCUGUUUGAACUUGUUAUCAGUAUAAAAGACACCUGUCCACAACCACAAACAGUCACACUCCAAACUCCACUAUGGCCAAGACCAAAGAGCUGUCAAAGGACACCAGAAACAAAAUUGUAGACCUGCACCAGGCUGGGAAGACUGAAUCUGCAAUAGGUAAGCAGCUUGGUUUGAAGAAAUCAACUGUGGGAGCAAUUAUUAGGAAAUGGAAGACAUACAAGACCACUGAUAAUCUCCCUCGAUCUGGGGCUCCACGCAAGAUCUCACCCCGUGGGGUCAAAAUUAUCACAAGAACGGUGAGCAAAAAUCCCAGAACCACAUGGGGGGACCUAGUGAAUGACCUGCAGAGAGCUGGGACCAAAGUAACAAAGCCUACCAUCAGUAACACACUACGCCGCCAGGGACUCAAAUUCUGCAGUGCCAGACGUGUCCCCCUGCUUAAGCCAGUACAUGUCCAGGCCCAUCUGAAGUUUGCUAGAGUGCAUUUGGAUGAUCCAGAAGAGGAUUGGGAGAAUGUCAUAUGGUCAGAUGAAACCAAAAUAGAACUUUUUGGUAAAAACUCAACUCGUCGUGUUUGGAGGACAAAGAAUGCUGAGUUGCAUCCAAAGAACACCAUACCUACUGUGAAGCAUGGGGGUGGAAACAUCAUGCUUUGGGGCUGUUUUUCUGCAAAGGGACCAGGACGACUGAUCCGUGUAAAGGAAAGAAUGAAUGGGGCCAUGUAUCGUGAGAUUUUGAGUGAAAACCUCCUUCCAUCAGCAAGGGCAUUGAAGAUGAAACGUGGCUGGGUCUUUCAGCAUGACAAUGAUCCCAAACACACCGCCCGGGCAACGAAGGAGUGACUUCGUAAGAAGCAUUUCAAGGUCCUGGAGUGGCCUAGCCAGUCUCCAGAUCUCAACCCCAUAGAAAAUCUUUGGAGGGAGUUGAAAGUCCGUGUUGCCCAGCAACAGCCCCAAAACAUCACUGCUCUAGAGGAGAUCUGCAUGGAGGAAUGGGCCAAAAUACCAGCAACAGUGUGUGAAAACCUUACAGAAAACGUUUGACCUGUGUCAUUGCCAACAAAGGGUAUAUAACAAAGUAUUGAGAAACUUUUGUUAUUGACCAAAUACUUAUUUUCCACCAUAAUUUGCAAAUAAAUUCAUUAAAAAUCCUACAAUGUGAUUUUCUGGAUUUUUCUUUCUCAUUUUGUCUGUCAUAGUUGACGUGUACCUAUGAUGAAAAUUACAGGCCUCUCUCAUCUUUUUAAGUGGGAGAACUUGCACAAUUGGUGGCUGACUAAAUACUUUUUUCCCCCACUGUAAAUAAGGCCUGGCCAUUCUUUGUUUGUUUAUUGUUUUACUAUAUGGUGUUCGAAUAACCACAAACAAACCACUUAGUAUGAAAUGUUAGCUGUAUAGGAUUUGUAUUUGUAUUUUGGGUUUUUUGACGGGAUGGAAGUGAAAUAUCUUAAAGGGGCAUACACAUGUAAUUUGGGUUUUUAUUUAUUCAGGGAUAAGUAAAUGUGUGUGAUUUAUUUUGAAAAGAGCUGUACUAAGGACUUACUGUAUACUUGGGAUACAACAUUUAUGAAAUGUCUUGAUGGUUGUUAAUGAGUAGUAUACUAUUGGAUGAAACAAUUCAUUGAAUGAUUUCAAUGACCUCUGAAAUCUGUCCUGGCUUUAUAGUGUGACCUGAUCACCCGCACUGUAAAUUCUAGAGACAUGCUGAAUUAGGGGGUUAGAUAUAAUAAGGAUAAUUGUGAAGAAGUUUAUAAGUUGGAAAAAAUCCUAUAUACACUGCUCAAAAAAAUAAAGGGAACACUAAAAUAACACAUCCUAGAUCUGAAUGAAUGAAAUAAUCUUAUGAAAUACUUUUUUCUUUAUAUAGUUGAAUGUGCUGACAACAAAAUCACACAAAAAUUAUCAAUGGAAAUCAAAUGUAUCAACUCAUGGAGGUCUGGAUUUGGAGUCACCCUCAAAAUUAAAGUGGAAAACCACACUACAGGCUGAUCCAACUUUGAUGUAAUGUCCUUAAAACAAGUAAAAAUUAGUCUCAGUAGUGUGUGUGGCCUCCACGUGCCUGUAUGACCUCCCUACAACGCCUGGGCAUGCUCCUGAUGAGGUGGCGGAUGGUCUUCUGAGGGAUCUCCUCCCAGACCUGGACUAAAGCAUCCGCCAACUCCUGGACAGUCUGUGGUGCAACGUGGCGUUGGUGGAUGGAGCGAGACAUGAUGUCCCAGAUGUGCUCAAUUGGAUUCAGGUCUGGGGAACGGGCGGGCCAGUCCAUAGCAUCAAUGCCUUCCUCUUGCAGGAACUGCUGACACACUCCAGCCACAUGAGGUCUAGCAUUGUCUUGCAUUAGGAGGAACCCAGGGCCAACCGCACCAGCAUAUGGUCUCACAAGGGGUCUGAGGAUCUCAUCUCGGUACCUAAUGGCAGUCAGGCUACCUCUGGCGAGCACAUGGAGGGCUGUGCGGCCCCCCAAAGAAAUGCCACCCCCACACCAUGACUGACCCACCGCCAAACCGGUCAUGCUGGAGGAUGUUGCAGGCAGCAGAACGUUCUCCACGGCGUCUCCAGACUCUGUCACGUCUGUCACAUGUGCUCAGUGUGAACCUGCUUUCAUCUGUGAAGAGCACAGGGCGCCAGUGGCGAAUUUGCCAAUCUUGGUGUUCUCUAGCAAAUGCCAAACGUCCUGCACGGUGUUGGGCUGUAAGCACAACCCCCACCUGUGGACGUCGGGCCCUCAUACCACCCUCAUGGAGUCUGUUUCUGACCGUUUGAGCAGACACAUGCACAUUUGUGGCCUGCUGGAGGUCAUUUUGCAGGGCACUGGCAGUGCUCCUCCUGCUCCUCCUUGCACAAAGGCGAAGAUAGCAGUCCUGCUGCUGGGUUGUUGCCCUCCUACGGCCUCCUCCACGUCUCCUGAUGUACUGGCCUGUCUCCUGGUAGCGCCUCCAUGCUCUGGACACUACGCUGACAGACACAGCAAACCUUCUUGCCAAAGCUCGCAUUGAUGUGCCAUCCUGGAUGAGCUGCACUACCUGAGCCACUUGUGUGGGUUGUAGACUCCGUCUCAUGCUACCACUAGAGUGAAAGCACCGCCAGCAUUCAAACGUGACCAAAACAUCAGCCAGGAAGCAUAGGAACUGAGAAGUGGUCUGUGGUGACCAACUGCAAAACCAGUCCUUUAUUGGGGGUGUCUUGCUAAUUGCCUAUAAUUUCCACCUGUUGUCUAUUCCAUUUGCACAACAGCAUGUGAAAUGUAUUGUCAAUCAGUGUUGCUUCCUAAGUGGACAGUUUGAUUUCACAGAAGUGUGAUUGACUUGGAGUUACAUUGUGUUGUUUAAGUGUUUCCUUUAGUUUUUUGAGCAGUGUAUAUAUUAGUCCAAACAGGACAAGGAUGAAGUGAGAGAGUUAGUCCUGAAGGAGAGGUAUUCCUUGAAUAGUGUUAUGGGAUACAGUUAAGUAAAGAUAUGCUCAAAGGUUGUCAUUUUAAGUUUAGUUAUUAUUUUUUGUUUGAUAGGCAAUAUUGUUGUUGUUUUGUUUUUUGAACACAUGAAUCACGAUGUGAUGCAUGUGUCCAAGGGGGGAAGUUGGGCUUACAGAGGUUUUAAUGGGGCUUACAGAGGUUUUAAUGUUUUAUAAUGGUUUUGUGGGGAAAUAUGCAAGGUGCAUUAAGGAUAUGAGCAGUAGUAAUAAUGUGUUAUGGGUUAGGUUAAAUCUUUUUUGUUUUUGUGAUAGGAGGCAUGGUGUAGGGGAGGUCUGUCUAUGAAAUAAGUGGACUACAACAAACUGGAAGCAGGUGCUUCAUAAUCUCAAGGCUUCUCCUGAUGGAUGAGAGGACAUAAGUAGCAUACUGUGUCUCACCUAACCUAACAAUGUUCUUAAGAUUUUAUUUUCAUGGGUGAAGAUAACUCUGCCCAACUGAGUAGGAGAAUCUGAGCAUUUUCUGCACCCUGGAGACUAUGUGAUGGCAAAAGACUACAGAAGAAAGAGCUGGAAAGACCCUAUGUGGAGGGGCCUGUACCAAGUGUUGUUGGCUACCUUAAUGAUGGUAAAAGUGGUGGAGACAGAUACUUAGAUCCAUGUUUCCCACUAUAGGAGUGUUCCAACCUCGGCCAUUGGGUAGUAUUGUUGUCUUUUGUGCGUGUCUGUGCUUGUGUGUCUUUGCAGCAGUAACUCUGAGCUUCCCUAUGGGUAGGCUGAUAGAAGGACACUCUUCGCAGACCGAUGUCGAUAGAUUGAGAGGGACUCUGGCUGAUCCGGAGACCCUAGUGAUGGAAGACGGUUAACAGCUACAGUGACCAUACAUCGUUGUCCAGGUUACACCAACGGCGGUACGGAUAGAGGGGAGCGCGAUCGGGUAUCAUCUGAACCAUUGUACCAGAGUGAGGGAACUGAUGACUAAGAGACCACCGAGACUUUCAAGACCUCCCAAGACCUUCCAGACCGCCGAGAGAUUCCAGACCACCGAGAGAUUCCAGACCUCCAAGACACACCAGAUAUCCUCAUCAUUGAUUUCUCUGUACUUGACUAGUUCCCUGAGAAUAAGGGGAAUGGGUUACUGAUAAUAGUAAAGAGUAGAAGAACAAGACAUAGAAGGGAUAUAGACAGGAUUAAAAUGUAUAUUCUUGCACAGGCAGGAACCAUAACUAAAAUACAGGAAGGGAUCACUAUUAAAAUACAAGGGUUAAAAUAUUAUUGGUGUGUGAGGAACCAGCACAAAGAGUAUGGGGAAGUCACAUGGGGUAGUGUGACCUUAAGAUAAUGAAAGAAAGAGACAGGUGAAUCAUAGACAUAAGGAGAACAGUCCAAGACUUAGAUAAACAAUUUGAUGUAGUAUUUAGUGUUAGAUUUCCAGGGGGAAGUGUUAUUGGAGUAGUUAUUCCUUGGGAAAGUGCACUAAAUCCUGUACAUGUCAGAGCCAUACCAAAUACAGAAGAAAGGGAAUUGAAGGAGCCGUUAAACAAUGAUUGGUAUAGAUGAGUACAAUAUGUUGCAUUAAAAUAAAAUAAAAUAAAAUAGUCUAAUAUGCACCACAUCUCCAUUUAAAGAAUUAACAGUAGUUCAAAAUCUUCACAGUUACCAAAAUAACUGGAACUGGAAAAUAUAGGAAUGUUACAGUAAAACAAUUGGGUUAUAUAAUUUGGGAGAAUUCAAGGUAGAAUGUGAAACUAGGGGGUGUUUAAACAGAUAGCCUUUGGAAUACAGGGACCCCUCAAAGAAAAAUCUAUCAGGCAUUAGAUAGAAAUGGGUAUUAAGAAUGAGUGAUGAAACAUAAUGAUUUGUCAUGUAAACAAUGUUAAUAGGGAUGUUUUGGAUUGGAAAUUAACUCAACUAAACUGUUAUGAUCUGUCCUUUCCUGAGGUUACUACGGGUGGUGUCGUAAUGCAUAGCAGAGAUAAUUCGGUCCAGAACGGUGUAAACCUCAAUAAAAACCAAAAACCCUCUACCCGGCUGAAGAGGAACAACAAAGGCGGUGAAGACGUUCCUGUCCGACACCACCUCUGCCAGGAGACCUGAAUCCAGCAUCAAAUCAAAGCAAUCAAUUGCCUUCUCUUUUGUGCCUUUUCUCUCAAGAAUGUGACAGGAGACCAUGUGGAGUGAGCAGGAAGAGAGAGGUCUAUGCCAAUGCAACAUUCUUCGUAGUUUGGGUAUACUGGUUGGCAAAUGGACAAAACAGAAUGGGGGUAGAGGUGAGGUGGUUCAGGUGUGACAUUGGAAUGGGAACAUUGCCAUGGGCAAUCCAAGAUGAACUAUGAUGCUAUCUGAAGAACAUAAUGAAGACGCCAGAAGAUUGAGUGCCGGUAGAGGAAGGAAGUGUUAGUUGAGGUAGUAUGUUGAUUAAGGAGGUAUUAUACACUGCUAAAUUUAUAGUAAUUUAGACUAGGAAUGCAUUAAGAUACUGAUCUGUUGUAAUUCUCAUUAUGAGAUAGUUAAUGCUAGAAUUGUGAUAAUAUAAAUAUACAUUCUGCCAGUGUCAAUAUGUGCCAAGGUGAGAGUUUUAACUUUGAAUGAUGGAACCAAGGUGACUUUGUCAUUCUAAAGUUGUUUUGGGUAAUUCAUUUGAUUAUGAUUAUAAAUUAUAAGUGGACUGAUUGAUCUGAAUAAGUUAUUAAUAUUAAUGCCUAGUGAUGUUGACAUUGCAAUUAAUGGAUUAGAUAUUGAUAUUGAUUAUUUUGAUUGUUAUAAUACUUGUGAUAUGGGUGAAAAAGGUUAUGUAAGCUAAAGAUAUUGACACCAUUCUUAACAUGUCCUAGAUAUUAUUGUUAAGACAAAGUUGCAUAUUUUAAUGUGUUAGGAUACUAACAGAUAUAUGGGAAAUGCUAUAACUAAACAAAAGUGGGGAGCAAUGUUUAUAAAGAAAUACAUCCAGUUCAGGGAGCUCCAGGACAGUAUGUAAAUGAAUAUGGGAAAUUUUGUAAAUGUUAAGGGAGGACCAAUGGACUGUCCAUUUGGGAAUCCUGAAUGUUUUUAUGAAGUUGUUCCUGGGGGUGGAUGGGCCUGCCAUGGUUACAAAGCCCAAUAGAAAAAUGUGGAGGUAAAUUUAGAGGAAAACCUUCCAGACUUGUAUCCAAUACCUGACUGGGCUCUGGGUCCUCAUCAGGAUGGGUCAAACAAUGAGGAAUAUAUAUUGGUUUAAAUAUAUGCAUAAAAAAAGUAACCACAUAUGGCAAGGCUAAGAAUAAGUAAAUGCACAGGCUUACAUUCAUUUUAAAGUAAAUCUUUGUAUUAUUGGGACAUUGUUGGAAUGUCCCAAAGGGGGGAUUAUAUGGUAAUAAAUUAUGUAUCAUUAAGGCAAAAUGUUGGGAAAUGUCAAAGGUAAAAUAUAGUAAACAUGAUUGACAUUCUAUAAUCCAGAUGCAUGUUUAAAUAAGGAAAUAGACAAUACAGUGUGUAACCAUGCCUUAAUGUAUGUAUGUGUAUUAUUUUUAAGAGGGGGUCUGCCACCAAUAUAAUGAGAUAUGAGAGAGAGGCCUCAUAUGGAAAAGUGCCCAUGGCCUUUUGGAGUAAACCACAUGUGACAUCUGGACGUUGAAAGAUAAGGGUAGAGUGGCACUAAAAUAAGUUAAUCAUUUGCCCUAAGGGGAGUGACUGUAUAUGCUAUGUAACAUGAUUAUGCAUUUGUGUAUAAAAGGGAGCUCUAAGCCAAAGAGAGACAGCCGUUCCAUGGAGUGGCUCGGCUUUGUUACGCAAAUAAUAAAGUCUAAUUUUUGGAUUCACAAGCUCCAGUCUCUUGAGAGAUAUUUUUGAGUUGACUACUUUUGAGUCAAAUAUUUCUACGACAACUUCCACUCCGUAAAUUGCAGGCUUUUGGUAAGAUGACCAUGGACAACCCUGUGAAUACUGAGACUCAGUGGAAAUGUGGCCAUUUGUUUUACAUUAUGCCAUAGUGCAAUGGUUACAUAGGAAGUUAUGUAUUUUAGACAGGUAUGUAAAGGUGUGAAUAACCCUUGCUGUGUCCUCUCAGGGAAGGUGUGCUCCUUUGAGCAACUGGAGCACGUGUGUGAGAUGCAAGAGAAACUUGCACGGCUACACUUCAGUCUGGACAGCCAUGUUUAGGAGUUGUCAGAGGACCAGCGGAAGUGUGCCUCCGACCACAACCUGGAGCACCUGCUCUGCAACGUAAGCGCCUAA